UUCUGGACUUUUGCUUAUGGGUUAAAAAUCUAAUCUUUUAAUUUUGAGUGUGAAUAAUUGUUGUGGUUCUGGGAAGUUCUGAUUUUGAAUAUUGGGUCCAAUUUGAUUGACCCUCUGUUGGUUCGAGAAAAUUGAGGAAAGAAUAGGAAAUCCUCCCUAUUUUUAAAGUUAGGAUUUGGCUUACCUCCCGUUCCAGUUGGACUGCUUGAUGCCCUGUUUGGUGUUGAGAAAAAGUAGGCCAAAGAAAAUUAUCGAUGUUUUGAAUUUUAGUGUAAUAAUAUAAUCAAUUAUGAGGAUCAAGAAAGGGAGUAAAGUGGAAGUCUUAAGCAAGGAAGAGUUGCCUUCAGGCUUCUGGCGUUGUGCUGAGAUCAUCUCUGGUAAUGGCCACAACUACACAGUUAGAUAUGACGGGUACAAGGCUGCCCAUGGUGGGACAGUUGUGGAAAGGGUAUCCAGGAAGUCCGUUAGGCCUUUUCCUCCUCCACUUGAAGUUUCUGAGAACUGGGUUGCUGGCGAUGUUGUGGAGGUGUUUGAUAAUUUUUCUUGGAAAAUGGCCACUGUUUCCCAGGUAUUGGGGGAUAAUUACUUUUUGGUCAGGUUACUUGGAUCCUCUCUGAAAUUGGAAGUCUUCAGGCUUGACCUUCGGGUGAGACAGUCUUGGCAAGAUGACAAAUGGGUUGUGAUCGGAAAGGGUUCUGGCAAUUUUGAAGAUGUGAAAGGUGAUAAAAAUCGAAUUCUGAAGUGCAAGCUAAACUUAAGCUCCCGAGUUGAGAAUCCAAACACAAGGAUGAAUGUACGUGUAAAAGAAGACUGUUUUCCUGUUAAGAACAGAGUGACUUUCCAGGAAUCCCAUGAUGUUUCUUCUAAAACUUUGAAGAGAGGGUCAGCCUAUUGCCAUUCUCAAGCUGAGUUAUGUACCAGAGUUGCCCAGAAAUUCAGAGCAAUAGAGAAAGAAGGCAGGUGUCACAGAGUAGAAGCUGCCAAUUCGUCCACAUUGCCCAUGCAGGUAGAAGAUGCUGUUGCUUUCCCAAGAGAGAUGCUGGGUGAAAACUUCAUCAAUGCUUCCUCUAACAACAGAACAACUGGGGUUUCUGAAGUGGAUAUAGAAAGGAGGAAAUCAACUGGCACUUUUGGGUGUUCAUAUGCAAACUUUGAAUCAAAUUUUGGUAAUGGUGUUACAUGCUCUGUUGGUAGCUGUAGCAUCACUAGCAGCAGUUCCUAUAAGUUGCCUCAUAAUGUUUCUUCAGGUUAUAUUAAGGAUGAUGAUGACCAUUCUAGUGAUGCUGAAUCUUUUUCUCGGUUGGGAGAUGAGGAAGGAAAUUGUCUCCUUACUACAAAAGAGGAACUAGCAGCUGAAAUACAUAGGUUAGAGUUGCAUGCCUACCGUUGCACUAUAGAGGCAUUGCAUGCAUCAGGACCUUUAAGUUGGGAACAGGAAGAAAUGGUGACAAAUCUUCGUAUUUCACUCCAUAUAUCCAAUGAUGAACAUUUGAUGGAGCUAAGAAACUUGGUUUCUGAUACCUGCAUUCGUAUUAGAUGACAGGAAAAUCUGGGAAAUAUUUUCUUUCAGUUCAUUCUUUAUUCUAUCCUCUAGCUGUAGGAUCUGAUGAAAGUUUUCCUUUACGGCCUCACUACAUUGUAACAAGCAAGAUGAGACGUUUCCCUUUUCUUUUUCUUUUUUGUUUUGGUUUUACAAUUUACAAUAAAUUGUUGUCUAGUUUGAAGUGUAUCUACUACAAACAAUGCCAAGCAAUGAAUGUUUCUAAGCUCAUCCUUGUACAUCAAUUAUUUGCUCGCUUUCUAGUUUUAUAUCCAUGUGUUGUGGGAUUGAUCAUUUGAAUUCAAUUAUCUUUAUACUGCUGGCAAGGCAGUGUGAAAAAUUACAUUUGGGGACAUUAUUGAUGCUUCCCGUACCUUUUCCAGGGCUGAAGUAGGAGGCUUGUGCACCUCACUUCCAAAUUUCUGAGGAGGAUGUUGGGGUUUACCACCUAUCUCGGUCUAUUAGGGCAUCCGAUGAUGAACAGUUUAUUUCAUUAUAUUCUGCAGUCACUGGACUCUUCCAUUUCAGGCCACCUACGAGCCUUAGAUAUCAGUGCUGCUGAAGGAUGUGAGACCAGAAUCUUGUGGCUGCCACAGGAUGACCUGAUAUGUGGAUGCUUGACGGUUUUAUUUCAAGCCUUUGCUUCAGUUUGUUGUAGAUAACAUUGUUUGCCUGCUUAUGUGUGCUUGAUUCAUGAUAUGCUGUGAGUUGAUCACAUGAAAGUUUCCUAUUUUUUACACCCGAGUCUGAUACUCGAAAUUUCUGAAGCCUGGUUUGAUAGUCCUGCAACCCUUAUUGCUCACCAUUUAUGUGGCUUUACUAGAACAUAUUCACAGAUACUCGUAAAAAAAAACAUAAAGUGAUAUGCUUGGUACUCAUUACAUCAUCGUAAAAUGACAAGUUUUAAUAUCCAUCUUAGUGUUUCUUGAUUAUAUGAGAACCUUUUGGGCCCAUUUCAGAAGCCAUUGGCAAUGCUUGCAAGCUAUACUAUCUUUUGCCAGAUGACGAGGCUUAAAUUUUAAGCUGUGUUUUUAUGGAUCAUAAUUUUCAUGUUUUGGCAAAACUGAUAUUACUUAUUAGGUCUUGAUACUCAUUCAAAAGGUCAAUCCUCAUUAAUGUACUUGAUCAUUAGGCCUGAAGUUUGCACUUAAACAGGCAGUUGAUGCUCACGUUGAUGUGGAAUUUCCCAACUUGCAGUAUUUCUAUUAGAUUGUCCCUAGUUUUGUUAACAAAUUGAAAUUUUAGCCAAGGUUGACAGCUUCAAGCUCUUUGUAUAAACUGAUAAACAAGGAUGUUAUAUGAUCCACUGACCUUAUCCAGAAUCUUAUGUUAGGGUUGUUUCCAUGUGAAAUUUGUUGACGUGCAGCUCAGUAAGAAAUUGGAAAACUCCCCUGGUGAAGAAGGUAGCCACGUCCUGUUUUCUUUACUGCUUUGAUGGCUUAUCUUUCUUCAGUUCUUUCUAAUUAUUUCAUCUUUCUGAAUCAUUUUAAAUACACAUGAUCUAACUGAGAGUAUUGGUAGUCCUCAAUUUCUUUCUUUCUGGUAUAUGUGACUGCAGAUUCCCACACCUAGCAUGCACAUGGACCUUCUUUCACUUUAGUUCUGCUUGUUUUUCUUAAAUUUGUUAUUUAGUUUUGGGUUGAUACGCGAUAGUUAGCUGGAUUAAUUCCUGUUAUGCUUGAACCACCAUAGGAAAGGUUUGCUUACUGUUAGGAGGAUACAAACUUGAAAAUAUAACGCUCACUUGGUAGUUGGGUUUGCCAUACUGACUAAUAGGUACUUGUGGCACCCAAGAAUUGAGAAUUGAUGAAAAGUAACACCCUCAGUAAACAAACCUGGCUUUAUCGUGAUUUUGUUUCAACUCACUUUAAACAUAUUUUGUUGUGAAAUUCAAAGAUUAUAUAAACUGGUUUUUAGAAGCCGGAUCUGAUAUGUUUAUGGUUCCUGUUAGAAUGUACACAGCAGCUGCCAUCAAAGCAACACAUAUUAGCAAUGCAAGAUACGGGCCUUCACGGCUCAGCUAUACCUCAUCAGCAGAAUGUGGAAUCAAGAGAAGUUUCUAGAUUGAAUCCAAACGCAUGAGCUGUCAUUCUGUUAUGAUUUUCUGAACAAGUUUGUUAGGAUAAGAUUCUUUUAUUCCUUUUCAUUUUGCAAUGUAUAUGUACAUGCAUUACUGUAUUGUAAAUUCAUGACUAUGAAAAAUAUACACAGAAAGCAUUUUCUGCA
Molecule: messenger RNA, 3766 nt
Organism: Carya illinoinensis
Lineage: Eukaryota; Viridiplantae; Streptophyta; Magnoliopsida; Fagales; Juglandaceae
Exons: 3
Coding region: 290-1540 (416 amino acids)
Source: RefSeq, a predicted model, not a curated record